GAAAGCUGUGCCAUGUCAGCCAAGGCCAAAGCCUAUCUGGCACCUCCCAGCUAUUGGUCCCCAGUGAGUGCCCCGGGCACCACCUAUGCCCCGGUCUACUCCGCCCCCGGCGUCGCCCCUGGCGUCGCCCCUGGCGUCCCCAAGGGCAUUCCCCUGCCGCGCCCAGUGGUGACGCUACAGGUGCCGCCAAAGGCUGCUCCUCAGAGAACUGAAGAAGCCAUUCUGGACCUGAAAGAUCAGAUCGGAAGCUUGCGAAAGGACUUGUCCAAUGUGCGCGAGAACGUCGACGAACAAUUGCGGCGUUCGGAAGAGCAGGAGGAAGAGUUGGCGCGCGCCCUAAGGCAGCGCAUGAACUCUCUAUGCUCGGAGUUGGCAGACUGUGGCAUCGAGGCAUUGAAAUUGUGUGCCAACUUGGGCCAUCGUCCCUAUGGUGAAGCCAUCCUCCGCAGCCGCAGCGCCCCUGGCGGUCGCUUCUGGCGCGCCUCAGCGCCCGCAGGUCCUGCGCCAACGCCGCGGCUCAGCGGUGGCGCUGCGCCGGCGGCGCGGCUGUUCACCGGGCCGCCAGCGGUGUGCGGCGGAAGCGCCACCGCGCCGCAGCAAAGUGGUCUGAUUUCAGAGAAGCUCCUUUUGGCCCAGGAUCCACACGGCGCCGUGGAUGACGCCGCUGCCUGGCGCUGGCCCCGCGCCCGGGGUCCCUGGCGCCGCCGGGGCCACCGCGCCGAUUCCGCAGCUGGGCCUCUCGCCGCGGCGGCCGUCGCCGGCCCGGCGCCACGGAUGGCCUGGACGGAGCCGGGACGGCGCUGUCAGCACACGGCGCGGGCGGUGACGGCCUCGGGCACCAGCUUGACGCCAAGCGCCAGCAGUUGCAACGUCCUGCUGCGCCCCCCGCAGCCCAGCGCCUCACAACCGCUGUCGCCCAAAGAGACGUUGACGCUGCCCGGGCGCCUCCCAUCGCCCAAUGGCCGUUAUUUGCACCGGCCUUUCGAUCAAGACUCCGUGUCAAAUGCCAAGGCCGGCGAUUCUUCGCUGAAGAGCUCCGCAGAAAACCUGCUGAAAUUGGAGGACUCUGUGGGGGACUCCACCCUGGGCGCCGCCGGCGCCGGCUACGGCGCCCGUAUCCGAGGCCCCCAGGGCCCGCAGGGCCCGCAGGGCCCGCGGGUGCAGCUACCGAUGGCGGAUCUGCCGCCGGAGGUCUUGAGACGACUGCGCAAGACGGCUGGCAGCCCACGCGCGCGAAAACUUCGUGAGCAACUUGCAGCACACCGAGAAGCCAAGGAGGCAGCUCGACAGCGAUCGCGAUCGGUGAGUGCAGGAAGGGAGUCCAAAGCCAUGGUCCCUUUGAGAGAAGGAUCUCCGCUGGGUCAAGCUGCGCAGUGGCACAAGCCCGGACGGAUUCACAGUGCCAUGAAGGAACCACCCGCAGGUGCUUGGUCCCCUCGCCGGCCCUCACGGCACUGGACAGUCCCAAACGCGACGCCGCGGACACGACGUGUGACCCAGCCCGGCAAGCCCAGAGACAUCGGAAUUUGGCAUCCUGAUCCUGGAAGUCAUGCAAUUUACCGAGCCAUAGACAUUGUGAAAGAUGUGAAAACACAUGGAUAUUAUAGCCAUUUUAUACCAAUGAUAUAG
This is a messenger RNA of Cladocopium goreaui, 1629 nucleotides long. The record is from the annotation of a GenBank genome assembly. Lineage: Eukaryota; Dinophyceae; Suessiales; Symbiodiniaceae.